Triticum turgidum subsp. durum (durum wheat) is the source of this 453-nucleotide messenger RNA. Lineage: Eukaryota; Viridiplantae; Streptophyta; Magnoliopsida; Poales; Poaceae. The record is from the annotation of a GenBank genome assembly.
AUGGUUAGUGCCAAGAGACUUGCUCAGAUGGCAAAGAAGUGGCAGAGGAUGGCGGCCAUCGGGAGGAAGAGGCUCACCCAAACCAUAUCAGCGGCCAAAGGAGCAGCCAAUGACGAGCGAUGUGCAACUUCGCCAUCAGUGGCAAUGAAGGGCCACUGUGUCGUGUACACCGCCGACAGUGUGCGGUUUGAGGUGCCGCUGGCAUACCUCGACACGGCGGUCUUCUGCGAGCUCCUGGCGAUGUCCCAGGAGGAGUUCGGCUUUGCAGGUGGCGAUGAUGGGAGGAUCAUGCUGCCCUGUGAUGCCACGGUCAUGGAGUAUGCCCUGCGCUUGCUCCGGAGAGAUGCCUCCACAGAAGUCGUGAUGGCAUUCAUGAGCUCCAUCGCGAGGCCGUGCAGCUUCGAGGGCAGUGUGGUGGGCGUAGGGCUUAACCAGCAAGUAGCAGUUUGUUAG